This is a messenger RNA of Chaetomium globosum CBS 148.51, 1119 nucleotides long. RefSeq lists its product as uncharacterized. NCBI's taxonomy places the organism in Eukaryota, Fungi, Ascomycota, Sordariomycetes, Sordariales, Chaetomiaceae. Bases 1 to 1119 code for a protein of 372 amino acids. The transcript is spliced from 5 exons. The record is from RefSeq and is a predicted model, not a curated record.
AUGGCAACCCCCUUAGACCCAGAACACCCCAGUAUAACCCGACCGGGUCCGCCAAAACGCCUUAUUUUGUGCUGCGAUGGGACAUGGAUGGACUCCUUGGGCUCAAAAGGCGAACCACCGUCCAAUGUCACCCGUAUCUCGCGUGUUUUUCGUCGGACCUGUAGCGAUGGCACACACCAAGUCAUCAACUACUUCCCCGGUGUCGGCACCGCCAACCCCAUCGACCGUUUCAUGGGCGGUGCGUUCGGCAUGGGCUUGGAUCAGGAUAUCCGUGAGGUGUAUAAUUUUAUCUGUGCCAACUACGUCGACGGUGAUGCCAUUGUAUUGAUAGGGUUUUCCCGAGGCGCCUUCACAGCCCGCUCUGUCGCGGAUCUCAUCGCCUCCAUCGGCCUGCUUACCCCUCAGGGCCAUGACCACUUUUAUGCUAUCUUUGACGACUACGAGAACAUGGGCAACCCGGGCCGCCAUACCGACUAUUACGUUGUUCCCGGUCUGCCUAAGUAUGACGGCUCGCAUGGCCAAGCCAAGAUCGAGUGGGAGAAUGCCCGUAUGCGCAAGUACAAGCAGGGCUUAAGAGAGAAAAACACUAACAUAUCCUGCACAUGGACCUUCACCAACACCCAAAUCUCCAACAAGGUAGAGAACGCAUUCCAGGCGCUCGCCCUCGACGAGCCGCGGUACGCGUUUCGCCCGUCGUUGUGGGAGUGCCUCCCCGGAAGUCCCACGAAUCUAAAGCAGGUCUGGUUCCCGGGGAAUCACGGCAACGUCGGUGGUGGUUGGCACGAUCAACAAAUAUCCGACAUCACCCUGGCUUGGAUGUGCGACCAGCUCUCAACCCUCGGUCUCGAGUUCAACUUCCCCCGCCUAACCACCUUCUUCCACGAUACCCUCCGCUUCUCCGCCGCGCACCCCUUUCCCUACGCCCCAGGCGGCAGCGGCAACGGCAGGCCCUUCUUACCCCCCAUCCCCAAAAUCCCAGUCGACUCCCUCAAACGCUCCCUCAGCAAGCUCCUCCGCGGGAACAAACGCGCCUCUACCGCCUCCCCCAAACCCAAACCCACCACCACCCGGAUGAACCUUAUCACAACCGAUGGCAUGUCACAACGGCUACAGAACUGA